This is a messenger RNA of Stegastes partitus (bicolor damselfish), 1538 nucleotides long. Its product is annotated as adrenodoxin. Gene Ontology annotation, cellular component: mitochondrion. The transcript is spliced from 4 exons. NCBI's taxonomy places the organism in Eukaryota, Metazoa, Chordata, Actinopteri, Pomacentridae. The record is from RefSeq and is a predicted model, not a curated record. Bases 305 to 802 code for a protein of 165 amino acids. Gene Ontology annotation, biological process: P450-containing electron transport chain. Gene Ontology annotation, molecular function: electron transfer activity; 2 iron, 2 sulfur cluster binding.
GCAUCAGACUGGGAAGUGUGACGGCAGCUGGUAGCUUCUGCUCCUCCUCGGUGUUCUGCUGCUUUCUACGGGCGGUGAAGUGUCAAUCAGCUGAUUGAUUAGUGAGCGGAGACCGCGAGCCGCCGUUUGGUGAACGUUACGCAAUGAGCGCGACAGUGACAGAGUGACUCCUAGCAGCUAAAACAAGCUAGCCGCUAGCUAGCUAGCUCGGUGCGACAAGUCAAACUCGACUGAAGUGAAGUGUGCACGGAGCAGCUCGUUUAGUUUCUCCUCCGGGUUUUUAGUUUACUUUUCUGUACUUGAAAUGUCUUUGGUGACCGCGUUAGGACGGCUGGCCCACGUCAGGCUACGGGGAUACUCCCGGAGGACGGCGGCGGCGAGCUGGGGAGCUUUCCUGACGGCUCGGAGGAGUCUGACCGCCGGCACGCAGCCGCUCAGGUCUGACAACAAGGUGACGGUCCACUUCAUCAACCGGGACGGGGAGAAGAUCACGGUGAAGGGGGCGCCUGGAGAGUCUCUGCUGGACAUUGUCAUCAGCGAAGACCUCGACUUUGAUGGAUUUGGAGCGUGCGAGGGAACGCUGGCGUGCUCCACGUGCCACCUGAUCUUUGACGAGGAAGUGUACAAGAAGCUGGGGCCGGUCACAGAUGAGGAGAUGGACAUGCUAGACUUAGCCUACGGCCUCACCGACACGUCUCGUCUGGGUUGCCAGAUCUGCCUGACGAAGUCCCUGGAGGGGAUGGUGGCCAGAGUCCCGGAGAGCGUAGCCGACAUCCGACAAAGCAAAGACGGAUCGUCUUAACCGGACGCCUGUAGCCGAGAGACACGAAUGUAGAGAGUGUGGGUGCGCCCGGUCGGAAGCGAGGGUACAACGUGUGCGCAUGGGGGACGAUGGUAGGUGGAAUUCUGUCGGUGCUGCCACAAAACUGUUUCUUACUAUUUUAUAAAAAAUGUCCAAGUCCUAGAAAAAGGAGAGACAGCUCUCAGUAACCAGGAGGCAAGAAGGCAGAACCUUGCUGCUGCUGCUGCUGCUCUAGUGUGGAAUCCUAACCAAGUAUUUAUGAGAGAAACACCUGCUGUCUAGCUAAGAUCAGCCGGGGACGCCGUGUCAUCUGGUCUGUUUGUUUUAAUCAGCGUCACACAGAAUGUUUUGUCACCGAGGACGGCUUUUAUUAGCUCUGACUUCAGUUUGUAGCCGUGCCUUCCAUUUUCUAAGAAAUGAUCUGUUCCUGUGACUGAAUUUACAGUUUUUAAGUUCAGAUCUUGUUUGUACGUGUGAGUUGAGUCAUUUCUAAGGAAAAGGUAGACAGCUGACUGAACCGCUAACAGUUCUGGACGCCUUAGAGGUUUACGCUGAUUGUGACGACCGUCCCACCCUCCUUAUAUUUUAUGUGUCUGCGUAUGUAAAGCCAGACUGUUUUUAUGUUGAUCCAAUCCUUCAUGUAACCAGACUUCAUCACGUGAUUGUACAUAGCUAGAGCACACGUAUAUCUGUGUAUAGAGUGAAAAAUAAUAAUAAAAAAAUGUACAUUUUUAAA